Messenger RNA from Racocetra fulgida, 187 nucleotides. NCBI's taxonomy places the organism in Eukaryota, Fungi, Glomeromycota, Glomeromycetes, Diversisporales, Gigasporaceae. The record is from the annotation of a GenBank genome assembly.
AUGGCCGGCAUAUUAUCGAUAGACCGUCCAUUUGGAAUCUAUUUGGAUGAUUAUUUUGUAAAAAUUUAUAGUUUACUUACAGGAAAAGAUCCAAAUGAUUUUGCUUUCGUUGAAGGUGUCACGCCUCUUUCAACACUUACUGAAGUUGUUAUUAGUUGUAUUACUUAUUUGGCCGUGAUAUUUGGAG